AUGACUCUAGGACCAAGAGGAAUUUACUACAGCGACACACACAGAAGAACGAAAAUGAACGUUGCUCUAAAUAAGGCAGCUCAGCAGAGUUCUACGUACCAGACCUAUGUAGCUGCAAAUGCUGUCGAUGGAAAUGCCACGGCCGACUGGACAGUGGAAACCUGCAGUCAUACUGAUCCAAAUGACCCUGUCCCAUAUUGGGUGGUUGACUUAGGUGAAAGGAUGACGUUAGAAGGCUUCAAUAUUACUUACAGACAGCAACAGCCCCUUCGUAUGAGUGGGUUCAGACUUAUCGUGUCAAAUACUUCACUUAUGGUGGAUGGUAUCUCUGGUACACUGUGCUACGAGGAAGCUCGUCUUAAUCCACCUACAAUACAGUACAUCGAUUGUUUCGUCAUCGGUCAGUAUGUUUUUUAUGAAGAUCCGACAACGGCGCCAGGAGACUUAGUCCCAAUCAUCGAGCUUUGUGAAUUAGAGGCGUUUGGUUGCCGUAACGGAUCCUACGGACCAGAUUGUAAUACCUCCUGCGUGGAAGGCUGCCAGUCUGGAAUCUGUUAUCCAGACAAUGGAACCUGUGUGUAUGGCUGUAAACCAACGUGGUUAGGUGACAAAUGUGACCAAGUGUGUAUGAACGGUACCUGGGGAGCCUUGUGUAAUGAAACCUGUUUCUGUGACAUUGACACGUGUAAUGUCUCUACUGGGAUGUGUCAGGAGGACAGGUGUCAACCUGGAUGGCAGGGCAUACAUUGUAACCAACGUAAGCAAGGAAUAUCGGACAUCAUCCUUGUGACUUUUCUGAAAGUGUAA
Ylistrum balloti is the source of this 807-nucleotide messenger RNA. RefSeq names its product fucolectin-1-like. The record is from RefSeq and is a predicted model, not a curated record. Bases 1 to 807 code for a protein of 268 amino acids. The transcript is spliced from 5 exons. Lineage: Eukaryota; Metazoa; Mollusca; Bivalvia; Pectinida; Pectinidae.